Molecule: messenger RNA, 1151 nt
Organism: Pyrus x bretschneideri (Chinese white pear)
Lineage: Eukaryota; Viridiplantae; Streptophyta; Magnoliopsida; Rosales; Rosaceae
Product: transcription factor MYB108
Exons: 3
Coding region: 121-996 (291 amino acids)
Biological process (GO): regulation of DNA-templated transcription
Cellular component (GO): nucleus
Molecular function (GO): DNA-binding transcription factor activity; sequence-specific DNA binding
Source: RefSeq, a predicted model, not a curated record
AUGAAUUGUAAUCCCCAAGGAAAUCCUAACAAGGUCAACUAAUUAAUUUCUGUAGCCUGCAAACUAAAUCCCAAACUAAUCCGUAUUCUUUGUCUUCCAACUCAAACCAGACAAAAGGAAAUGGAUAUUAGUAACGUACAUGAUCAGAUGAAAUCAGCAGGUUAUGGCUCAUUAGAAGCAGCAGCAGCUCCUGAUCAACCAAUUGAAGAAGGACUGGGCUUAAGAACAGGUCCAUGGACAGCUGAGGAGGACUCCAUUCUCAUCGAUUACGUCAACCUUCACGGUGAAGGCCGCUGGAAUUCCUUGGCUCGUCAUGCAGGUCUGAAACGAACUGGCAAAAGCUGCAGAUUAAGGUGGUUAAACUACUUGCGACCAAGCGUUCGACGUGGAAACAUAACUCUCCAGGAACAGCUUAUAAUUCUUCAACUUCAUUCAAGCUGGGGCAACAGGUGGUCCAAGAUAGCCGAAUACUUGCCCGGUAGAACAGACAAUGAGAUAAAGAACUUUUGGAGAACAAGAGUGCAAAAGCAAGCAAAACAGCUCAAGUGUGAUGUUAACAGCAAACAAUUUCAAGACGCCAUGCGUUACGUAUGGAUUCCCCGUCUAAUUGAACGGAUCGGGGCCUUGCCUGAAUCUCUAGCAGAUCAACCCAGGACUUGUACCACUACGACAUCCGAGUUUGAGUGUCAAUACUGGGUUGACACUAAUUUCGUGCCCAAAACCUCUGGCAAUACUUCAUCAGACUCAUAUGAUCUGGUUCAAGCUUGUUCAAUUCCCACCGACCGUACUAGCAGUGGUGAUGAAUUCAUGACUUAUCCAUGCAGCGGUCAAUAUGGUUCAGAAAACGGGUCGGGUUAUAGUCAAAAUGGUAUAAAUUCAGAUAUUCAUGGCUUUAAGCAAAGCGAUUAUUGUUCAACCGGUGGGGACACUUCAGUGGAGAAUUUGUGGAAUGAAGAGAAUAUAUGGUUCUUGCAACAGCAGCUUAGUGAUGACUAAUAUUGAAUUGAUGGAAGGACCGAGCAGCCACGAGGACUAGUUUGCUUACGUAACGCAUGGGUGAUGCCAUGACAUUAUAAAGCAGUAAAAUAGACUCUUCCAAAUUGGACAAACUUUUGUUGCACGGACACAAAAAGAUACGUAUUCUUAAAGCA